CUAUCCCGGGUCUGGAUUCUUCAUUCGGGAGCGCUGCUAGACAAGGAUGAAUACGAAUGCAGCCAUAUUCGGCUCCGCAGAGAAGCACACCGGCUAGCGCAGGCUUACACGCAAGGAUUCGCCUACUUAGAAAAAGCACCCACACCCGGUUUUUUGGUGGGCGUGUAUAUAUAGGUUAAAGGUGCGUGUAGUGCUUCGUUAGGGAGUUUAUAAUUGAAGAUUUACAGUUGAGCGGAAUGAGCGUCCGGUCAUCCUGAGAUUCGACGGGAGAAAAAAACCCGACACAUCCCUCAAAGUGGAAAGUACAGAUUUGUCCGGAUUAAGGCAAAUGGAGCCGACAAGGCCUUGGGAGUGAGGAGGGGGUGGAAACGCUGGAAAGCCGCGGACAACAACCGGGUUAGGCGCAUUAGGGCUACGUUUAUUUAAGCACUAUGUUGGGCACAUUUUGCUAGCUGGCUAGCUGGAUGGCUGGCUAGCUUUUGAAGUCUGGGACUUCAGUGCUCCACACAUAUCAGCCAGAUAAAUACGAUUUGUAUAUAUUUAUUAAGCUCAUCCUCGGGUUAUUAAUCUCGACAAAAGUUGUUGUAUCCUCUCUGGCUCUGGGAGUGGUAGCCAGGCCGCUGAACUGGUAGAAGAUGUCUGCGAAGGUGCGCCUGAAGAAGUUGGAGCAGUUGCUGCUGGAUGGCCAUCAGAAAAACGACAGGUCACUGAGUGUGGAGACGCUGCUGGAUAUCCUCAUAUGUUUAUACAACGAGUGCAGCAACUCGCCCUUAAAACGAGAAAAGCAUGUGACGGACUUUUUGGAAUGGGUGAAGCCAUUCACAACCACCGUGAAGGAGAUGCGGCUUCACAGAGAUGACUUCGAGAUGCUGAAAGUGAUUGGCAGGGGCGCCUUCGGAGAGGUUGCAGUGGUGAAGAUGAAACACACCGAGCGUGUUUACGCCAUGAAGAUCCUCAACAAGUGGGAGAUGCUGAAGAGGGCAGAGACGGCUUGUUUCCGAGAAGAGAGGAACGUCCUGGUGAACGGAGACUGCCAGUGGAUCACCACUCUGCAUUACGCUUUCCAGGAUGACAACUACCUGUACUUGGUGAUGGAUUACUAUGUGGGAGGCGACCUGCUGACCUUACUUAGUAAAUUUGAGGACCGCCUCCCGGAGGACAUGGCCAAGUUCUACGUGGCAGAGAUGGUGCUUGCUAUCCACUCCAUCCAUCAGCAACGCUACGUACACAGGGACAUAAAACCAGACAACGUGCUACUGGACAUGAACGGUCACAUCCGUCUGGCUGACUUCGGCUCCUGCCUGAAGAUGAUGCAAGAUGGCACGGUCCAGUCAUCAGUGGCAGUGGGCACCCCGGACUACAUCUCCCCUGAGAUCCUGCAGGCCAUGGAGGACGGCAUGGGGAAGUACGGGCCGGAGUGUGACUGGUGGUCUCUUGGCGUCUGCAUGUAUGAGAUGCUCUACGGUGAGACGCCCUUCUACGCCGAAUCCUUGGUGGAGACCUAUGGGAAGAUCAUGAACCACGAGGAGCGGUUCCAGUUCCCCUCUCACAUCACGGAUGUUUCCGAGGAUGCGAAAGAUCUGAUCCAGCGGCUGAUCUGCAGUAGAGAGCGUCGGUUGGGUCAGCACGGCAUCGAGGAGUUCAAGGAGCACCCCUUCUUCUCCGGCAUCGACUGGGGGAACAUUCGUAACACAGAGGCACCGUACAUCCCUGACGUCAGCUCACCCUCAGACACCUCCAACUUUGAUGUAGACGAUGAUGUGCUAAAAAACCCGGACAUCGCUCCCCCAGUAUCUCACACGGGCUUCACCGGGCAGCACUUGCCCUUCGUGGGCUUCACCUACACCACAGAGAGCCGUUUCUCAGACCGUGUCAGCAUGAGGGGGGUGGCGCUGGCGGAUGGAGGUGCUGGGGAGGAUCUCCAGGAUGGGGGUCUGCCGGUGGAAGCCUUUGAGAAGAGGAUUCGCUGUCUGGAGCAGGAGAAACAGGAGCUCAACCGCAAGCUGCAGGAAUCCACUCAGGCUGUUCAGUCCCUCCAUGGCUCUGGGCGUGGGGCCGGCACACUUGGUCGUGAUCGAGAGAUUAAAAAACUCAAUGAGGAAAUCGAUCGGCUAAAAAAGAAACUGGCAGACUCUGAUAGGCUGGAGCACCAGCUCGAGGAGGCAGUGACUCUUCGACAGGACUUUGAAAGUUCCUCCUCCAAACUAAAGGCACUGGACAAGCAAGUUAAAGCUCUAAAGCUGGAGAAAGAGGAUAUCCAUAAGCAACUGGUGGAGUCUCUGGAUCGCCUGAAGUCUCAGACCAAGGAGCUGAAGGACGCCCACCAGCAGAGGAAGCUGGCCAUGCAGGAGUUUUCGGAGCUGAACGAGCGCAUGGCCGAGCUGCGCUCACAGAAACAGCGUCUGUCGAGACAGCUGCGGGACAAGGAGGAGGAGAUGGAGGUGGUGAUGCAAAAGAUCGACGCCAUGCGCCAGGACAUCCGCAAAACAGAGAAGGCCCGCAAAGAGCUGGAGUCUCAGCUGGAGGAUGCGUGUGCCGAAGCCUCUAAGGAGCGCAAGCUCAGAGAGCACAGUGAAGUCUACUCUAAACAGCUGGAGAGUGAGCUGGAGACGCUCAAGGUCAAGCAGGGAACGGGUCGUGCCUCAGGUCCCAGUUCAGAGACCCAGCAGGAGCUCACCAAGCUGAAGUCAGAGCUGGAUAAGAAGGUGCUGUUCUAUGAGGAGGAGCUGGUGAGACGUGAUGCCAGCCACACUACAGAGCUGAAGAACAUGAGGAAGGAGCUCCAUGACUCUGAGGGUCAACAGCUGUCACUGCACAAAGAGCUGCUGGUGCUCAAAGACAAACUGGAAAAGGCCAAGAGAGAGCGGCAAACUGAGAUGGAUGAGGCCAUGAGUGCUCUGAAGGAGAAGUAUGAACGUGAACGUGAGGAAAACCGUAAACUCACUUUAGAAACAGACAGGCUUUGCAAUUUUGUGGACAAGCUGACGGCUCAGAACAGGCAGCUGGAGGACGAGCUCCAGGAUCUGGCAUCGAAGAAAGAGAGCGUAGCGCAUUGGGAAGCACAGAUCGCUGAGAUCAUCCAAUGGGUGAGCGAUGAGAAAGAUGCACGUGGCUACCUUCAAGCUCUGGCCUCCAAGAUGACGGAAGAGUUGGAGACUCUGCGUAGCUCUAGUCUGGGAUCCAGAACGCUGGAUCCUUUGUGGAAGGUGCGACGCAGUCAAAAAUUGGACAUGUCUGCCCGUCUGGAACUGCAGUCAGCCUUGGAAGCUGAAAUCCGUGCCAAGCAACUGGUUCAGGACGAGCUGCGCAAGGUUAAAGCUGCCAACAUCUCUUUCGAGGGCAAACUGAAGGAUACAGAAGCCAAGAACAAAGAGUUGGAGGAACAGCUCGAGAAUAUGAAGAAGGAGAUGGAGGAGAGCCGCUCACGAUCAGACAAAGGCCUGAAACUGCCAGACUUCCAGGACUCCAUCUUUGAGUACUUCAACACCUCUCCCCUCACCCAUGACCUGACGUUCAGAACGAGCUCUGUCGGUGAAAUGGACACCACACCUCAGAAGACGGACAUCCCCACUUCCUCCCAAUCAGUGACUUCAGAACAGGAUGAGCCAGUCAAGUCUCAGGCGACCACCCCUGCUGCCCCUUCUCCAAUCUAUCAGCCCACACUCAGCGCACCAAAGCCUAAAGCUCAUCAGCUAAGCAUUAAGACUUUCUCCAGCCCGACCCAGUGCACUCACUGUACCUCCCUGAUGGUGGGCCAGACCCGACAGGGUUAUGCCUGCGAGGUAUGCUCUUUCAUCUGCCACGUGUCCUGUAAAGACAACGCGCCCCAGAUUUGCCCCAUUCCUCCAGAGCAGGCCAAGAGGCCUCUGGGUAUUGAUGUGCAGAGGGGCAUUGGCACAGCGUACAAAGGUUUCGUCAGGAUCCCGAAGCCCACAGGAGUGAAGAAGGGCUGGCAGAGGGCAUAUGCUGUUGUGUGUGACUGUAAGCUCUUCCUCUAUGAGGUGCCAGAAGGGAAGUCCACUCAGCCUUGCAUGAUGGCCAGUCAGGUCCUCGAUUUGAGAGACGAAGAGUUCUCUGUAAGCUCUGUGUUGGCAUCUGACGUGAUCCAUGCCAGUCGUAAAGACAUUCCCUGCAUAUUUAGGGUAACGUCAUCCGCUUCGAACUCUCCAAUCCGGCCGGUGCCUCUGCUGGUGUUAGCUGAGAGUGAGACGGAGAAGAGGAAGUGGGUGGGCAUCCUAGAGGGCCUGCAGAACAUCCUGGUCAAGAACCGCCUGAAGAACCGUGUGGUGCAUGUCCUGCAUGAGGCCUACAACAGCAGCCUGCCUGCCAUCAAAACGACACUCUCCGCUGCCAUUCUAGAUCGAGAACGAAUUGCGCUGGGGACAGAAGAUGGCCUGUUUGUAGUCGAGAUUACCAGAGAUGUCAUUGUUCGUGCCGCUGACUGUAAAAAAAUCUGCCAGAUUGAGCUCAUGCCCAAAGAGAAGAUGGUGGCCCUGCUUUCUGGCCGCAGCCGCCAUGUCCAUUUAUACUCCUGGGCGGCACUGGAGGGUGCGGAUGUAAAUUGCGAGGCCAAGUUGGCUGAUACAAAAGGCUGCCAGGCUAUGACCAUAGGUACCCUACGCCCUGGUGGCCCAGCGUGUCUCCUAGCAGGAGUGAAGCGGCAGGUCAUCUGCUACGAAAUCACACGUGUAAAGCCCCAUCACCGUAAACUGUGGGAGGUGCAGGCACCUGGUAUUGCCCAGUGGCUGGGUAUUAUUCGUGAUCGGCUGUGCGUGGGUUACCCGUCAGGCUUCGCUCUGCUGGCCAUGCAGGGCGAGUCGUCACCGGUGAGUCUGGUGAGCCCGGCAGACCCCUCACUAGCCUUUUUGGCCCAGCAGCCUCUGGACGCGCUGCACGCUAUGGAUGUGGGGCCCAAUGAACUGCUCCUGUGCUUCAGUCAGCUGGGAGUGUACGUGGACGCAACGGGACGCCGCUCUCGAACCCAGGAGCUGAUGUGGCCCGCAACACCGCUUGCCUGCAGCUCAAACUCGAACUACCUGACAGUGUACAGUGAUUAUGGAGUAGACGUGUUUGAUGUCCACACCACAGAAUGGGUCCAGACCAUCUCAUUAAGAGGAAUUCGGCCCCUGAAUGUGGAGGGCAGUCUGAACCUGUUUGGCUCUGAGCAGCCCCACCUCAUCUACUUCAGAAACAACUCCUCAGAUGGCUGUGAUCUGGCCAUCCCUGAGACCUCAGACAACAGCAAGAAGCUGAUGGUGAGGACACGCAGCAAGAGGAAGUUCCUUUUUAAAGUACCGGAGGAGGAGCGGCUGCAGCAGAGAAGGGAGAUGCUGAGGGAUCCUGAAAUGAGAUCCAAGCUGAUCUCCAACCCCACCAACUUCAACCACGUGGCUCACAUGGGGCCAGGCGACGGCAUGCAGGUCCUCAUGGAUCUGCCUCUGAGUGUGAUGCCCUCUUCUCAGGACGAUCUAUCUAAAGACAAACCACGGCCUCUGUCCAGCAUCUCACGGCAGCAGAGGAGUAAGAGCCACAUCACCCGCACUGCCUCAGGAGGAGGAGAUUUUGGAGGAGCAGGGUCAUCUCGCAGUAUUUCUGAUCAAGAUCAAGACUUUGAGAGAGAGCCCGACUCUGACUCUACCAAACAUUCCACCCCCUCCAACAGCUCCAACCCCAGCAGCCCCCCGAGCCCCAACUCCCCCCACCGCAGUCAGCUCACCCUGGACAGCCUGGAUCAAUCCCUGGAUGGCUGAAAAUGACCGACUCCCCUUUUUUGUUUUUGCCCUGCACACACCGUAGACACACCCUCCCGUAUCCAUCUGCUCUGCUAGGACUCACUAAGAAGUGUCAAGACGCUUCCAAAAAGUCACCUGCUCAACCACCACAAGGGCCAAAGGUUUACCCCAAAUCCUGCUGCUGGGUAGAGGCCUCGAUCGCCACAAGAGCAGCGUGCUGGGUGUGUGCCGAGACAGGCGUAGGCGAAGCCACCAAAAGAAAAAAAGAUGAAACACUGCCCCCUGGUGGAGAUGUCCUGGUAUUACAGAUUAGCAGCAUGAUGGACUUUUAUUUUAUUUUAAAUCUUAAUUCCAUGCCAUGCUCCUGCAAGUUUUAUUUUUUAUUUGUAUUAGUAUUAAUAUUAUUAUUAUUUGCUUUAGUAAAUGAACAUGCAUUACAUCUGCUGUCAGAAUUGCUUCUGGAUUCUUAGCUUCCCUUCAAAGUAUUGAAUACAGGGGAAAAAAGAGACUUCCUAUGCUGUUUUUAAAUGUAUUAUUAUCAGGAACACUCAUCAAGAGAGGAGCGUAUCGGGAAGAGAUAAACUGUGGAUAAAAUAGGACUGUGACGUUCUUAUAUAACCCGACUGGACCAGUAACAUGAUUCGUCACAGACCGGUGAAAAUGUCUCAUAUGAUCAGUAGAUCGCUGACUGAGACUUUGGGGGUUUAAAGCCAAACCAGAGGGCACUUCUAUUACUAUAUCAUUUCUCUUUCUCUCUCCAGUUCUGCAUUUAAACCAGCCUUUAAAAUAUUCAUGUUUUAACUUCGACGUUUCCCUCAAAGAUAUCUAGUUCAGCUUAUCACCCGGAGAGAAAAAAAAGAAAGCAACAAAAAGGAAGACUUUACAUAGAGAUAAGUGUUUUAAUAAAAAUACAAAGGAGAACAGCACACAGCUACAACUAUUCAUAGGAUUUCAGUAGUUCCUCUUAAGCUGCUGCUGCUGCUUUGUGUGCUCUAUUUAAUAAUAAAAGUUACAAAAUAUAUAUGUGAUAAGGUUAUCUCUCCAUAGCCAUGCUCUGAUUCUGGUUUCUGAUGUGUGACACAUGCAAGCAGCCGUGUGGAUCCGUCACUGUUGAAGACUCCUAUCAGGACGCAGAUAUGAGUUUGUUUGUUGACAUGGCAUAUCCAUUAUCACUCAAGUGUGCCUUCAGUGCCAACUAGUAAUGAACUGUCCGCUAAAGCAUUUCAGUGGUUUUGAUGAGGCUGUCGGUCAUGUAUUAUGUUGUCCCCCGCCCUCCUGGAACACUGUAAGACACUUGCACAGGUUUUAGUCUAAGGAAAUGAUUUUGUGUGAAUGGUUUUUCCUGUACCUCCGGUUUCUCCCUCAUACUUCACACGUCCGCUUCUUCAGACGGACGUUUCUCCACAGAACACUACUGCUUUUACUUUAAAAGAAAGAAAAACAUAAUGAAUCACCGGUUGAAAUCUUUGUAAUUAUUGACUUGUUAGCCACAUAAAUUUGAAAAAAUAAAUAAAUAAAAGAGUACCUUU
Molecule: messenger RNA, 7261 nt
Organism: Carassius auratus (goldfish)
Lineage: Eukaryota; Metazoa; Chordata; Actinopteri; Cypriniformes; Cyprinidae
Product: serine/threonine-protein kinase MRCK beta-like
Exons: 36
Coding region: 636-5750 (1704 amino acids)
Biological process (GO): peptidyl-threonine phosphorylation; actomyosin structure organization
Cellular component (GO): cytoplasm; cytoskeleton
Molecular function (GO): protein serine/threonine kinase activity; ATP binding
Source: RefSeq, a predicted model, not a curated record